UGUUUCCAGCCACAGGGGCAUUUAACGGGCACAGCACAUCCAGAGGCACGCUACAGAAUGGCGGAGGGUGAAAUCACUUUACUAUCCUUGGGGCCAACGACACAGGACUGUCAAAGCAAGACUGCAGACCUCUCACAAGGCUCUACUGUAUGAACGGAGGACAUCUUCAGAUCCUACCUGAUGGAACUGUAGCGGGUGGCAGAGAUGAAAACAAAUAUGACAUUCUAAAUGUUAAAGCAGUGAGUGCUGGUGUGGUGGCCAUCAAGGACCAUGAGUCGGGCCGCUACCUGGCCAUAGACAAAGAUUGUAAUCUCCAUGGAUCAAUAAAAACUUUGAAGGAUGAGUGUUACUUCCCGGAGAAGACGGAGGAGAACUAUUACAACACGAACAGGUCUCAAAAGUACCAGGACAAAGACUGGUUCCUAGGGCUCCAGAGGAACGGGCAGCCUAAAGCUGGCCCAAGGACACACAUAGGCCACAAAACCAUCUAUUCUGCCUCGACCUGUUGACAACACCCCCAUGUGAAGGCAAAAGACAGCAAAUGUCAACAAGGACCAUGCUACAGAAAUCAAUCACCUCCGUUCACUUUGACCAAUGUGCUCUU
This is a messenger RNA of Salvelinus sp. IW2-2015, 604 nucleotides long. RefSeq names its product putative fibroblast growth factor 1. Gene Ontology annotation, cellular component: nucleus; cytoplasm. Gene Ontology annotation, molecular function: growth factor activity; fibroblast growth factor receptor binding. NCBI's taxonomy places the organism in Eukaryota, Metazoa, Chordata, Actinopteri, Salmoniformes, Salmonidae. Gene Ontology annotation, biological process: lung development; fibroblast growth factor receptor signaling pathway; positive regulation of transcription by RNA polymerase II. The record is from RefSeq and is a predicted model, not a curated record.